Molecule: messenger RNA, 1026 nt
Organism: Ascochyta rabiei
Lineage: Eukaryota; Fungi; Ascomycota; Dothideomycetes; Pleosporales; Didymellaceae
Product: Protein MAK16
Exons: 2
Coding region: 1-1026 (341 amino acids)
Biological process (GO): maturation of 5.8S rRNA; maturation of LSU-rRNA
Cellular component (GO): preribosome, large subunit precursor; nucleolus
Source: RefSeq, a predicted model, not a curated record
AUGGCUUCCGACGAAAUCGUGUGGUCCAUCAUCGGGACCGACUUCUGCAGCUACAAGCUGAAGACGACGAAAGACCAGACCUUCUGUCGCAAUGAGCACAACGUCUCUGGCUUCUGCAGCAAGCAGUCCUGCCCACUCGCCAACUCUCGCUACGCCACCAUACGCUCCGACCCCAAGACCGGCGAUCUCUACCUGUACAUCAAGGCCAUCGAGCGUGCCCACCUGCCCAACAAGUGGUGGGAGCGCAUAAAGCUGCCCAAGAACUACACCAAGGCGCUCGAAAUGGUCGACUCGCACCUGCAGUACUUCCCCAAGUUCCUCGUCCACAAGAACAAGCAGCGCUUGACGAGGUUAACCCAAGUCAACAUCCGCAUCAAAAAGCUGGCCAAGGAGGAAGACCGCCUUGGUGAGAGGCUGGUGCCCCGCCUGGCACCCAAGGUCAGGAGGCGCGAGGAUGCAAGGGAGAGGAAGGCGCUGGCUGCUGCAAAGGUCGAGCGCUCCAUCGAGCGUGUCUUGAUCGACCGUCUUCGCUCGGGCGCUUACGGAGACCGCCCGCUCAACGUCGAGCCGAAUGUCUGGAAGCGAGUCAUGAAGGGCCUGGAGAAGGAAGGCCAGCUCGAGCGCGACCAGGAUCUCGACGACGGGGAGCUGGAAGAGGACGAAGAGGAGAACGAGUACGAGUACGAGAAUGGCGUCGGCGAAGUCGAGUAUGUGAGCGACAUCGAGGGCGAGUCAGACGACGAGAUGGAAGACUUCGAGGAUUGGGUUGGUGGGCAGAGCCCAGACGAAGGCUCAGGCGACGACAGUGCGAGUGCGAGUGCAAGUGGAAGCGAGCAAGAGGAUGAGUCUGAGGGCGAGGACAACGAAGCUCUCAAGAAGGCGCUCGCCAACCUGAAGAGAAAACGCCCAGCUGCACCUCCAUCCAAGCCGAAGAAGAAGCCUGCAAGGGAUCCCAAGGCAGCGAAGCGCGAAAUCGAGUACGAAAUCGAGAGAGAGCCCGCCGCUCGAGAGACUCUACGCAACUAA